Andrographis paniculata is the source of this 816-nucleotide messenger RNA. RefSeq names its product histone H2A-like. Gene Ontology annotation, cellular component: nucleosome. The coding region runs from base 96 to 551 and encodes 151 amino acids. The transcript has 2 exons. Lineage: Eukaryota; Viridiplantae; Streptophyta; Magnoliopsida; Lamiales; Acanthaceae. The record is from RefSeq and is a predicted model, not a curated record. Gene Ontology annotation, molecular function: structural constituent of chromatin; DNA binding; protein heterodimerization activity.
CACCACUGAAUUCGCCGUUCAAAUCGGGGAGGGAUUUUGAAACCCAAUAUUCGUUUUUUUCCAUCGUCAUUUCACAGUUCCGAAAUCGGCAUUUCAUGGAGACUACAGGGAAAGUGAAGAAGGGCGCUGGAGGGAGGAAGGGCGGUGGUCCAAGGAAGAAGGCUGUUUCUCGGUCAGCUAGGGCAGGCCUGCAGUUCCCCGUCGGUAGAAUCGGCCGUUACUUGAAGGUUGGACGUUAUGCGCAGCGUGUCGGCACCGGCGCACCGGUUUACAUGGCUGCCGUUCUCGAAUACUUAGCUGCUGAGGUUCUGGAAUUGGCUGGGAAUGCGGCUCGGGACAAUAAGAAGAGCAGGAUUAUUCCGAGGCAUGUGCUGUUGGCUGUGAGGAAUGACGAAGAGCUCGGGAAAUUGCUCGAUGGUGUGACGAUUGCUCAUGGUGGUGUUCUACCUAAUAUAAACCCGGUGCUGUUGCCAAAGAAGACUGGCGGAGAUAAGGAGCCUAAAUCGCCGUCGAAGGCAACUAAGUCACCAAGGAAGGCAGCUGCUGCUUAGUUUCUUGAAGUGUUCUUAUGAUUAGGGUUUUUUAUUUCAUGUAGGUAUGGGUGUUCUGGAAAUGGAUAUAUUUGGAUGGAAAAUGGAAUGUGAUGUUGUAUUAGCAAUUAUUCUGUUUUCUUGAACCCAUUUUGGAAAUGAAUUUAUCCAUAUAUGUUGGAUCUAUCUUCAUGCUUCAGCUACAUUUACAAAUUUCUUGUGUCUUUGUUAUUUGUAUUCUUAGUUUGUUGUAAAGUCUAUAUACAUUUGCAUUUAUGAUGGGGUA